AUGUGCGGCAUUUUCGCCUACAUCAACCACUUGGUGGAGAAGGACCGCAAGCAGGUCAUUGACGUCCUCGUCAAUGGCCUUGCCCGUCUCGAGUACAGAGGUUACGACUCUGCCGGUAUUGCGAUCGAUGGUGACACCGAAAAGGACACCCUUAUCUUCAAGCAGGUUGGCAAGGUCGCUGCUCUCCGCAAGCACAUUGACGAGUCGCCUAUCGACCUUCACAAGGUUUCCAUCUCUCAGAUGGGUAUGGCUCACACCCGAUGGGCCACCCACGGUCAGCCCAGCCCCUUGAACUGCCACCCUCAUCGAUCCGACCCAACCAACGAGUUCACCGUCGUUCACAACGGUAUCAUCACCAACUUCAGAGAACUCAGGAUGGUCCUCGAAAAGCGUGGCUUCAAGUUCGAGAGCGACACCGACACCGAAUCCGUUGCCAUUCUCUGCAAGUACCUUUACGACUCGGCUCAGGGUCGCAAGCCCGACUUUACCUCGCUCAUCAAGAGCGUUGUCAAGGAGCUCGAGGGAGCCUUCUCCUUCGUUUUCAAGUCGGUCCACUUCCCCGGCGAGGUCGUCGUCGCUCGACGUGGUUCGCCUUUGCUCAUCGGUGUUAAGACCGAAAAGAAGCUCAAGGUCGACUUUGUCGACGUCGAGCUUGGCGGUGCUGUCGACGAGACUGGAUUUGGCGAUGCUGGUCUCCUUGCUCCUCCGGGAGGUAACCCGUCGGGCCCAGGCUCGCUUUCAGUGCCCAACGCCAACAACAAGCUCCUUCGAUCCCAGUCUCGCGCCUUCCUUUCUGAGGACGGCCUUCCACAGCCCAUCGAAUAUUUCAUCGCUUCCGACGCCUCCGCCGUUGUCGAGCACACCAAGCGUGUGCUCUACCUCGAGGACGAUGACGUCGCCCACAUCUCCGAGGGUGAGCUCCACAUCCACCGACUCCGCAGGAACGACGGUCUCAGCUCUAUGCGUUCCAUCGAGACCCUCGAGAUGGAGCUGGCCGAAAUCAUGAAGGGCUCCUUCGAUCACUUUAUGCAGAAGGAGAUCUACGAGCAGCCCGAGUCGGUCGUUAACACUAUGCGAGGUCGUGUCGACUUCGACAAGCGACAGGUCAAGCUCGGAGGUCUCACUGCUUUCCUCAACACCAUCCGCCGUUGUCGCAGAAUCGUCAUGACGGCUUGCGGUACCUCCUACCACUCGUGCCUCGCCACUCGCGCCAUUUUCGAAGAGCUGACCGAGAUUCCCGUCUCUGUCGAGCUCGCUUCCGACUUUUUGGACCGCAAGACGCCCAUCUUCCGUGACGACGUCUGCGUCUUUGUCUCCCAGUCUGGUGAGACUGCGGACACCAUCCUUGCCCUUCGAUACUGCUUGGAGCGCGGUGCUCUCUGCCUUGGUGUUGUCAACACGGUCGGUUCCACAAUGUCGCGCGAGACUCACUGCGGAAUUCACAUCAACGCGGGCCCCGAAAUUGGUGUUGCAUCGACCAAGGCGUACACCUCGCAGUACAUUGCCCUCAUCAUGAUGGCUGUUCAGCUUUGUGAGGACCGAAUCUCGAUGACCGAGCGAAGAAAGGCCAUCAUCGACGGCCUUCACGCCCUUCCCGACCAGAUUAAGACCAUCCUUGCCCAGGACAAGGCGCUCCAGUCGCUCGCGCACAACACGCUCGCCAAGGAGCGCUCCCUGCUCAUCAUGGGCCGUGGCUACCAGCACGCAACCUGUCUCGAGGGUGCUCUUAAGAUCAAGGAAGUCUGCUAUAUGCACUCGGAAGGUAUCCUCGCCGGUGAGCUCAAGCACGGCCCACUUGCCCUUAUUGAUGAAUCGAUGCCUGUCAUCCUUAUCAUGACCAAGGACUCGCUCUAUCCAAAGGUGCAGACCGCUCUCAUGCAGGUCACAGCACGAAAGGGUCAACCCAUUGUCAUCUGCAACGACGAUGACCAGGACAUCAAGCCCGGCAUGAAGACUAUCCGCGUGCCGCGCACCGUCGACUGUCUACAGGGUCUUCUGACCGUCAUUCCUCUUCAGCUCCUCUCAUACCACCUUGCCACAGCGGCAGGCGUCGAUGUUGAUUUCCCGCGCAACCUUGCUAAGUCGGUGACCGUUGAGUAA
Mycosarcoma maydis (corn smut) is the source of this 2100-nucleotide messenger RNA. RefSeq names its product putative glutamine--fructose-6-phosphate transaminase (isomerizing) GFA1. The transcript is spliced from 2 exons. The coding region runs from base 1 to 2100 and encodes 699 amino acids. Gene Ontology annotation, biological process: UDP-N-acetylglucosamine metabolic process; fructose 6-phosphate metabolic process; protein N-linked glycosylation. NCBI's taxonomy places the organism in Eukaryota, Fungi, Basidiomycota, Ustilaginomycetes, Ustilaginales. The record is from RefSeq and is a predicted model, not a curated record. Gene Ontology annotation, molecular function: carbohydrate derivative binding; L-glutamine:D-fructose-6-phosphate transaminase (isomerizing) activity.